UUAUAAAAUAAUUUUCUCACUUGUAAUAUUUGUACAGUUGACGACUCGAACUUAUCUUUGUUGCUUCACUCUAAGCAAGAAUUCAGAAGAUUUAUGACCUGAGCUCCUAUUUUGUUACUGCUGUUUAGUCUCUCUUCUUUUAAUUGAGGGACUUCUGCUUGCGUAUUAUGAGAAUGUCAAAGGGACUGGACUACGAAUUAUUGAAUGAAAAUGUGAAGAAGUGCCAAUAUGCUGUUAGGGGAGAAUUGUAUCUUCGAGCUUCUGAGCUUCAGAAGGAAGGGAAGAAGAUCAUAUUCACAAAUGUUGGGAAUCCUCAUGCUCUAGGGCAGAAGCCGUUGACAUUCCCGCGCCAGGUGGUUGCUUUGUGUCAAGCUCCAUUUUUACUGGAUGAUCCCAAUGUUGGACUUGUAUUUCCGGCUGAUACAAUUGCAAGAGCAAAACAUUACCUUUCACUAACUUCAGGCGGUCUAGGUGCUUACAGUGAUUCAAGAGGCAUUCCUGGUGUAAGGAAAGAGAUUGCAGAGUUUAUUGGAAGGCGGGACGGGUAUCCAAGUGACCCGGAACUCAUUUUCCUAACUGACGGUGCCAGCAAAGGAGUUAUGCAAAUUUUGAAUGCUAUCAUUGGAGGCCAAAAUGACGGGAUCUUAGUUCCUGUUCCACAGUACCCGCUUUAUUCUGCUACAAUAUCAUUACUGGGUGGUUCUCUUGUCCCAUAUUAUCUGGAGGAGUCAGCAAAUUGGGGUCUUGACAUUGAUAAUCUCCGUGAUGCAAUUCGACAAGCCUCGUUCAAAGGAAUAACUGUACGUGCUAUGGUCAUUAUAAACCCUGGAAAUCCUACAGGACAAUGCCUUAGUGUAGCCAACCUAAAAGAAAUAGUGAAUUUCUGUAUCCAAGAGAACUUGGUGCUUCUAGCUGAUGAAGUAUAUCAGCAAAACAUAUACCAAGAUGAGCGCCCCUUUAUAAGUGCACGAAAGGUUUUGUUGGACAUGGGUUCACCACGGAACAAGGAGCUCCAACUUGUGUCAUUCCACACUGUAUCAAAAGGAUACUGGGGUGAAUGUGGACAGAGGGGUGGAUACUUCGAGAUGACAAAUAUCUCCCCAAAGACAGUUGACGAGAUAUACAAGAUUGCUUCAAUAGCACUAAGUCCUAAUGUACCUGGGCAGAUAUUUUUAGGAUUGAUGGUUAAUCCACCAAAGCCUGGAGAUAUCUCGUAUCCUAGGUUUGAACAAGAGAGCAAAGGGAUCCUUGAAUCAUUGAGGAAGAGAGCGCGGAUAAUGACCGAUGGAUUUAACGGCUGUAGAAAUGUUGUGUGCAACUUCACAGAAGGUGCAAUGUACUCAUUCCCUCAAAUAUGCUUACCACCAAAGGCAAUUGAAGCCGCUAAGAAGGCCGGAAAACAUCCUGAUGUUUUCUACUGUCUGAAGCUCUUGGAAGCUACUGGAAUCUCCACUGUUCCUGGAUCAGGAUUCGGGCAAAAAGAAGGGGUCUUCCACAUGAGAACUACCAUCCUACCAGCUGAGGAAGAUAUGCCUGCUAUCAUGAACAGCUUUAAGAAGUUCAAUGAUGCGUUCAUGGAGCAGUACGAGGACAACCGAGGAUACUCGAGGAUGUAAAUAUCAAAAUAAAAAAUGUGAGAUUUAUUUGAAACCCCUUCGUUGUUUGCUCUUAACAAAUGAACUUUGUAUACCCACUCUCCAUCAUCUCACCCCACCCCACCAUGCUUGUAAAAACUUAAAUUUGAAUAAUGUACACUCUUGCAAAUCAAGAUCGCAAAUCGAAAUGUUUUUUAUUUCAAUUUGAAUAAUGUAGCAAAUUUAAUGUCACUGUACAUUGCAUGUGAA
Amaranthus tricolor (Joseph's coat) is the source of this 1844-nucleotide messenger RNA. Its product is annotated as glutamate--glyoxylate aminotransferase 2. Bases 168 to 1616 code for a protein of 482 amino acids. The record is from RefSeq and is a predicted model, not a curated record. The transcript has 14 exons. NCBI's taxonomy places the organism in Eukaryota, Viridiplantae, Streptophyta, Magnoliopsida, Caryophyllales, Amaranthaceae. Gene Ontology annotation, molecular function: L-alanine:2-oxoglutarate transaminase activity; glycine:2-oxoglutarate transaminase activity; pyridoxal phosphate binding. Gene Ontology annotation, biological process: biosynthetic process; photorespiration.